Messenger RNA from Rotaria sordida, 570 nucleotides. NCBI's taxonomy places the organism in Eukaryota, Metazoa, Rotifera, Eurotatoria, Philodinida, Philodinidae. The record is from the annotation of a GenBank genome assembly.
AUGGAGUCCGACUUGACUAAACGCCGACCUUCAUUAAUUCCUGGAUGCUUACCUGGUUUACCAUCUGGAUGGACACCAAUCAUAGAUUCAGUUCCAGAAAAUAGCAAUGAUGAUGAAGAUCACUAUAAAAAAUCUUUUACACCUAGUGGACUUUCUUAUUUACCAUCAAUAACAAGUUAUGAAACGAAACCAUAUUUAAAAAUAAAAAAAUUUCAAUUGAAUAAUCAUCCAAUAAUGUCAAUGGCACAUACACAUGGUAUAUGUGUUUUAAAUACUGAAGCUGAAGAAAUUAUAGCUUGCGAUCAUUAUAAUAAUCGUUUACUUAUGUUUGAUUCAAAUACAGAUGGACGUUUAUUAGACAUAUUUCGUGGCGAUAUGGCAACACCGGAAUGUGUUACACCACGACCACAUUAUCAACAACAAAUUUAUAUAACAAAAGCACAUUCAAUUUCAUUGUAUGAUUUAGAAAAAAAACAUGUUAUACAAAAAUUAGGUAGUGAAGAAAGUGGUCAUGCUAAUAAUCGAUUCAAAUCACCUUGUGGUAUUGUCGUUGAUCCAGCUAACGGGUAA